Messenger RNA from Sphaeroforma arctica JP610, 241 nucleotides. RefSeq lists its product as hypothetical. Lineage: Eukaryota; Ichthyosporea; Ichthyophonida. The transcript has a single exon. The record is from RefSeq and is a predicted model, not a curated record. The annotation marks the transcript as partial.
ACUGAGGAUGCAGCCCCAACUCCCGAACAACCACAACACGACGAUACCUUACACCCACAGCAACAGGACACAUAUGCUACAGUUAGGGUCUUCGAUCAAGAGAUCAAACAACGAGACAGUACAAUAGCAACGUACACAGACGACAUUCCCAGUCCCUCUACUGUGUUUUCGAGUGAGAAGAGUGAGGGAAUGGAGACUGAGAGCCUUAGUGACUAUGCCUCUAUGCUGGCUUUGUCAUCGG